Messenger RNA from Neocloeon triangulifer, 5474 nucleotides. Its product is annotated as neurofilament heavy polypeptide. Lineage: Eukaryota; Metazoa; Arthropoda; Insecta; Ephemeroptera; Baetidae. The record is from RefSeq and is a predicted model, not a curated record. The transcript has 12 exons. The coding region runs from base 349 to 3783 and encodes 1144 amino acids.
AUUGAAUGCACAGUUUGUUGUUUUGACGCCGCCUCGAGUGCAGGCACAGGUUUCGUUUAUGAAUCCGCGCCCGACGGAUCCCAAGUUCAGUAAGCGGUUGUAGACACCCUGUUUUUAAACAGGGGCGACUCCGUAUUCAGGUGGUGACGAGGGACAAACCAGUGGAUUAUCCGUCAAGGACGAAUCAAGUCAUUUACUCGCGACAAGAAUAAGAGCUUCGGGAAACUUGAUCUAUCGAUCGAGAGGCGCCGCUUGGAUAAGAAACUGCCAGUAAUGAUGUCUAAUUGGACUAACGUGGACGAUGCUGCAGUGUGAUUGGAAAUAGGCAAUUACAUCCAAGUCGGAACAAUGAGCGUGCAGGCAGCGAGCAGGGGCGCUCCAGCCGGAGCUCCGACCUCUCGGCAUUCAUCGAGCCUAUUAGCCUGUGUGCGGGAAUCAUCACCUCCAUCUGACCCCGGCGACGAGGCUCCUGCUGCUGGUGACUCCGUCAAAAAUGGGUCAACAACCCAUCAGCCAGAGCCCAAGAAGCGCCGAUUUCACCCACUGCGCGGCCUCAAGAGAAUGUUCCGGCGCGCCCCCAGGGUGCCCGAGGCGCCUCAAGACCUACCUGAGCAGAUGGGCGAGUCUUGCAACCCCAAUGGCGGCGAUCACCUGAUGGUACCAGAAGUGCAUUUGCGAUCACGGUCGGCCAGCGAGCUGAUGGACAGCACGCAGGAACUGCGGAAAAGAAGUGCUGGUGGUCUGUCUGGCAGUAGUCAUGGAGGCAGCGCUGGGGUCUUGUCAGGAGGGCUCAGCCUGUCCCACGACUCGAUUUUUACCUCUGAGUCAAGAGCUGGUUCUUCUUCACCCAGAGGAGGCAGUGCCAUGGAUAUUCCCGAGUCAUUCAGCCUCCACCAUAAACUGAAUGGAGCAGUUUCUCCACUCAUUGGUGUGCAUCCAAACGGGCCGAUUGCUUCACAUGCAGGAGUUCGGGCCGAGCUGUUCGAAGCGGUGCGCCGCCGACGGGGCCGCAGCCGAAGCGAGGACGAGGAGGAGGAUUUGGGUUUGCCGAGCUCCCCAUAUGGCGUUUCGCCGACCACUGCUGAUGAGCACAACAACACGGGAGCUCACAGUACUUGCAGUGACGGGUCUCUCCUCAGCAUGGGCAGCACCGAGAUGGACGAGGACUUCCAAAUCUCGGGAGGCUCAGUUCAGUUGUUUGCUGCCGACAGGUCCCAUUCCGACGGCGUGAGAGACAUGGAGUCGGAAAAUGGGGACAAAAUCCCCCCGCUAAGCCACAUUGCAGCAAAGCACAAGAUAGCAGUUAGACCGAAGAGGACGCACGGCCCUCCACGGCUCAGACGGCUUCAAACCACCCCUUCUGUGUUGCCAUCUACCCCAGAGGCGGCCGAGGAAACCGGCGCUCUUCCUGUGGACUUCAAAAAAGAUGACGUCUGCUUGCCUCCCUGUUCUCCCAGCCCUGAAAUUACCCCGCAGCCAGCUGAAAUCACUGUCUCUUCGCCAACAGGGCACGCGCCUCUUUCUUUCGAAGCCAUGCUUGAGCGCCAACUAAAAUCAGCCUCACUGCCGCCUGGCCUUGCUCUAGCCGCCGCCUCCAACGCGCCCGCCACCGAGGUCAAGCUUUCCCGCAGCCACUCAAGCACGGAGCAGCCCAACCCUGCGCUUGUCAAGCCGGCCUACCGCAGGGCAGUGUCGGCCGUGCGCAUCGAGCAGGCCGCCCUAGCCAGCGCCGCAGCCUCAAAAUUCAGUGCCAUGUUUGGAGAAUCCACGGAAGACGAAAAACCCGAAAAGUUGGAAAUUGACGUCAAGCCCGAGAAAAUUGAGGCGCCCAGACCGGAAAAGAGGGAAAUCGUCAAACCAGAUAAACUGGACAUCAAACCAGACAGACCCGUACCUCUACCAAGGGUGUCUCCUAUCAAGAAGGUGGAGGAAGCAACCUCUCCUGUCAAGGAAAUUAAGUCGAUUUUGAAAAAGGAAGAAAAGGCAGAGUCACCGACCAGGAAAGAUGCCCGAUCGCCUCCAAUUUUGGCUCCUAAGCCAGAGCCAAGGCGAAUUUCCUCCGCAAGCUCUCGGCAGAGAGUUGAACCUGUGCUGGUGCACCAAAAGGCAGAAAUCCCGCCGCCUUCACCUGUGUCACCUGUAACGCCGGUUUCUCCUUCAAAUUUUGUUCUUGUUUCUUACACAGACGAUUCCCUGGACACCCACAGGGGCUCCGAGUUCAGCGCCCAGUCGCCCAGCUCAUUGGACAGUCUCGAAGAUUUCCGCAGAAUUCGAAGUCCGAGUCAGUCGCAGAUGGACAGUCUGGAGCGCAAUCUCAAGAUUUCCUCCGACUCCCUGAGUUCCGGUACCGAACUCUCCAGCACGAGUGACGACGUGCGGCCCACACCUCGAUUCAGGCAAUCCUGGCUACCGACAAGUGACUCCUCUGAAGAUAAAAUCGAAGUGCGGCCUGUAAAAUUGCGCGUUGUCAAGAGCAGACAUUCGGACCCUCCGGUGUCAAUCGCUCCGCCGGAUAAUUUCAUCAGGAAGUCUUCCUCAGUGGACAGCAUGCUCAGUGACAACAAUAAUUCGAGUGGCUCUCACAGAAAAACCUCCUCAAAUGACAGUAUCAGCAGCACUGAGGAAGUCAAUUUGCGGCCAAGCGAGAUCAGAAAGCGACUCAAAGACAACGAGUGGCCGGUUAGGGUGGAAAAAUCAGCCAAGCCGAGCACCCCCGAGUUCCUCCGUUUGCAGCUGAACCCUGUGGAGAGCAAGCAGGAAACGCCCGUGGCUAAAGUGGAGCCGAGUAGGAGAAGCAGCAGCAGCUCUGUCGAAGAGUUGGACAAACCGAAGUUGCUGAAGCAAAACUCUUCCCCUCAACGGCUUCGACUUUUCACCAACCCUACUGCGGUGGAAGUCAAAGCUGUGGAAAAGAAAGCAGCCGAAACCAAGGCAGUUGAAGUUUUGCCCAAGAGCCCCGAAGUCAAACUAUUCGAGGCGCCGAAGGUUGUCAAGAGUUUGGCUGUCAAUGGAAAGAGCACAGAAGAGAGAGGAUCGAUGUUCAAAUCCAAGUCAAUUGAUAUCGAAGUGGCCAAACCUCAAAUUGUCAACCAGAGAGUGAAGCCACAGGAGGAAGCGCCGCCAUUGCAAAUUCUGCCCAGCAAGCUUAAACUUGUAGAGGAGCCGAAAGUUCAGAACGGACACCAGAAUAAAACAAAGGCAUUCGAAGAGGCUCCGCAAAGUAAACCGAAUCAGAACGGAAGCAUACAAGAGGUGGUGCUCAGGAGGAAACCAUCAGCGGUAGAAGCAAAGUCCGAUGAGUGCGAGCUCUUCAAAGUGUUUGCCCGUCGGUCGCUGAAGGUCACAAAGGACUCGGACAACAACUGGGAGACCCUUGGCGCGCAGAAGUCGAGGGACAGUGACAAAGAGAAUGACGAAGAGGCCAAACCCACGACCAUGGAGAAAACUCUCAACUCGAUAAAUAACAACACUGUCCCAACCAGCAUGGCCAACAACAACAACAGCCUCAACCGACGACCGCAGACCUUCAUCAGCAAAAGUCCGGAGCACAGGCUGGAGAGACCAGUGCAAGAUAAUAAGGCCCCUAGACCGAAGAGUUUUUCGUGGGGCAUAAAGGACAAGGAAAUCGAGCUGGUCAAUGGCAGCAACUCCAACUCCGGAAUGGCUUCACUGCCACCAAACGUCUCGCUGGAAAAGGCAACCAUCAAGACCAUGACCCCGACAGUCAAGAAGAAGUUGAACCAAUGGGAGCGAUGGGCGCAGCAAGGCGGAAAAACCGACUAGUGCCCUUGAGUGGCAAAUCACGCAGUUUGAAGAUGGUUUCGUGGCGCUGAGAGCAUAGACGUUGUUUGCACCCACAGAUAGCUCUCGUCAAAACUGACAAGAGCUGCUUUCGUCAAAGUAUUUAUGUUGAGCAAAGUCAAGCUGGAUUUAUUGGCACUGGUGGCCGCAGUUACGGAUUAAUCAGAUUUUAUUAUUGAGGGAUAUCACACAGCUACCCAUUAAUGAUUUUUGUACUAAAGUAUAUAGCGAGUUAUAAGAAUAAGAAAGCGAAUAACAAUUUAUUGUUGGAAUGCAAAAGCUUGGACACACCACUUUACACAAAAAUGUAAUUUCCUGUGAUUUUUAAUGAUAACAAUAAUGAACAUUGGAGACGCAAGCAAAAAUAUAAUCGGGUUCACAUCCAAAACAGUAUUGAGAACAUUGUCAAGAGUAUUAUAUAAAACCCACAUACUAGAAGAGCAAAAAAUUGUGUCACUAAAAUUGCAAGUUCCAAGUUGCGUAUUAUAUAUCAACCCUCACAUAGCAAGUCUGCAUUGCCUGAUAAUAUUUUUUAUUCAAUUUUUAGAUUCCAAAAGAGGAGACAAGAUAAUAUUUGUACAAUUUAUUGAGUCAACUCAUGUGGAAAUAGCACUGUGUAGUUGAAUGUGAAUACUUACAUGCCUUACUUUUCCUCCUCUUUUUGAUGAUGAGUGAUCGGCUUGAUUUGUAAAUAGUAGAGAAAAUUGUAACCAAUUUGAAACUGAGCAAAGGUACAUAAUAUAUUAUAUGACGCAUGUUACUCUCAAAAUAACAUAAGCAUUCCUAAGGGCAGAUUGUGUCAAGAUGUGAUCUUUGUUAGCAGAAAAAUCACUGAAGCUGUUUGUUGGCACGAGAUUGUUUUUUGGAGAGCUUUAUUGCAGGCCCUUAAAAUUGAUAAUCACUCAGAGGACCAUGAGAGAAAAAAAAAUUGGUUGACCCAGUUGUAGAAAACCUAAAUGCAUCGAUAGCUGGCUUGUGGAUUUUUCAAAAUUUAUUGGAGAAAAACAUAACAUAUCUAACAAAUUAAUACCGUGAAUUAUAUAUUUUUUGCUAGGAAAUUAUUCUUGUUGAAUCGGGAUCAUGACCGGGAGUGAUAUAAAUGAAUCCAAAGUUUUGUGCAUGCCGCAAUUAGAUUGCUGGCCUUAAAAUUGCUCUACUGGUUCUUUUGUAUCUUAGGGUUAAGUUAUCUGUAACCCGCAAAAAAGCUGAAACAAAUAAUGGUAACCAAUUUUUUCAAACGAUUUUAAUGUGAGUUUUAAUAAUGUAAAAAUUAUUAACAGUAUCCGCUGGGUAGAAAGGAAACUAAGCAAAAAAAAUUGUGUUUUAGGUCUCUAGUCAGUUGCCUAUUUUAAAUAUGAUGCCUGAAUUGUGUCAAAGUUGCAUUUUUUGUUUUAAAAUCGUGUACUCAAUUUGCGUCUGAUGUGGAGGGUUAAGUAUUUCAAUUUCUAAAGGAGCGUGCAUGAAUAAUUAAAUUGCAAAGCAAAACCUUUUUGUUAUUUCAAUUUUUUGUAUUGUAAUUUUUAACCAAUAUUUUGAUUUUCUCUCCAUGCAAGAUGAGCAGAGGAAAAUUUCUUUAUUCAACACAAAAUGUAAUGCUGUAUAAUAAUGUAUAAUUUGCUACGUACACUUCUCUCUGUAAUAAAGAUGAAAAUAAGACGUAAGAGAAAUUGAAA